CGUGCCUUCGCGUCUCCGUGAUUGCCACGUUCGCUGCUCAGCCUGCUGCACUGCCGGCUUCUCGCUUAAUACGCACUGGGCCACUGGCUCACUGUUGAGUGAUAGAACGAGGAGGGAGGGAGGCUGGGAUUCGCACUGUGGAGAAGAAAUAAAUAACUUUGGUCGCUUUCCAUCGCUGGCGUUGAGAUCCGAGCGGCGAGUGCGCCAGGAGGAAGGAAUGGGAGAGGAAGAGAAAAAGGUGGAGCAGGCGAAGGUGGCGGCAGCGGGGGAGGAGGAGAAGCCGAAGGCGAAGGAGGAAAAAGCGAAAGGCGAGGGGAAGAAGAAGGAGGAAGAAGAUAAACGCGAGGGGAAGAAGGACGGAGGUGGUGGCGAGGGGGAGAAGAAGGAAGGAGGCAAGGAGGAAAAAAAGGCAGAGGCGGCGCCGCCGCCGCCACCGGAGGAGAUCGAGAUGCGCGUAUUCAUGCACUGCGAGGGGUGCGCGAGGAAGGUAAAGCGCAGCUUGAAGGGAUUCGACGGCGUGGAGGAUGUGACGGCGGACUGCAGAACCCACAAGGUGGUCGUGAAGGGGAAGAAGGCGGCGGAGGACCCCAUGAAGGUGGUGCAGAGAGUUCAGAAGAAGACCGGGAGGAAGGUGGAGCUGCUGACGCCGCUGCCUCCGGCGAAGCCGGAGAAGAAAGAGGAUGAACAAAAGGAAGAGGAGAAGCCAAAGGCGGAGGAGAAGAAGGAAGAGCCUCAAGUGAUCGAAGUGGUGCUCAAAGUCCACAUGCAUUGCGAUGCCUGCGCGCAAGAGAUCAAGAAGCGAAUCCUUAGGAUGAAAGGGGUAGAAAUGGUGGAGCCGAAUCUGAAAUCUUCCCAAGUAACCGUGAAGGGUGCGUUCGACCCGGCGAAGCUGGUGGAGUACGUCUGCAAGAGGACCGGCAAGCACGUGGCGGUGGCGCAGCAAGAGGAGGAGGAGAAGAAAGCGGAAGGCGAAAAGGGCGGCGGCGGCGGCGGCGGCGGCGGUAAGGACGCGACCAAAGAGGAGAAGGCCGAAAACAAUGCCGGGGGAGACAAUGCAGAGAAGAAAGAAGAGAAAGACGGUGGUGGGGGCGGAGCAUCGGUCGGGGACGAGAAGGAAAAGAAGGAAGGCGGCGGAGCGGCGGAGGAAGGGGCGCCGCCGCCUCCCAAGGCGAUGGAACAGCCGAUGAGAAACGAUUUCUACCAGUGCUACCCGAGGUACCCCGCCGGCGGAUACGUGGGAUAUCCCCCUCAGAUCUUCAGCGACGAGGACCCAAAUGCUUGCUCUGUAAUGUAAUCCACGAGUCGGGCAAAAAAACGGAGGUUAAAAAAUAGAUUAAUUAUUAAUGUGUAACAUCUUUCAAUCCAUCUCGGGGAAAAAAUUAUAAAUGCGUUCUGUUUUAAAAUCA
This is a messenger RNA of Zingiber officinale, 1406 nucleotides long. Its product is annotated as heavy metal-associated isoprenylated plant protein 7-like. Lineage: Eukaryota; Viridiplantae; Streptophyta; Magnoliopsida; Zingiberales; Zingiberaceae. Gene Ontology annotation, molecular function: metal ion binding. The transcript has 5 exons. The record is from RefSeq and is a predicted model, not a curated record. The coding region runs from base 218 to 1294 and encodes 358 amino acids.